Arctia plantaginis is the source of this 1854-nucleotide messenger RNA. NCBI's taxonomy places the organism in Eukaryota, Metazoa, Arthropoda, Insecta, Lepidoptera, Erebidae. The record is from the annotation of a GenBank genome assembly.
AUGUUUUCCAAUAUAUCUUAUUUUUCGAAAUCUGGAGAUCAAAACAGUCCAGGUGAAUAUAGACGAGAAGAGUCUCCUUCGCCAAAUUAUUAUGCUAAUGAACCAUCAAAAAGCAUAGAUUUCGAAGCAAUUGAGCCUGAUUCCACAUCAAAACCUACGUCCACAAGCUUAAAGUUACCUGCGUCAAUCCAAAAUUUCACAGCAAGUAAAGGAUCCCUGUCAGACACAGAUCUGCUUAACAUUGAUGUCUCUAAGAGCCGGAGAUCUAAACAGUUGAAGCUGGAUAUAAAAAAGGCAAGUCAGUCCUUGACGGAGAAUUUGUAUUACACGGACAGUGCGUAUAUUGAGAAUACACCGAAACAUAUCUCGCUGGACUCAAAAAGUGCAGAUUUGUUCAGUGAAAAGUUUAGAAAAUUAAAUUUCAAUAAUUCCUUUGAUUUUGAUAUGACAUCUGAAUCGUCUGAAGAUGAACUGGGUAUUGAGUCACUAUCUGAAUGCUCAGAUACUGAUAUUUCAAUAAAAAAUGAUAUUGAAAAGUUGGAAAUUAGAAUGUGUAGGAAAGUUGAUUCCAAAUGUGAGACCGCACCCCUUCCUUCUGUUACUCCUGAAUCUUUUGGAGAUGUGGAAUUGGAUAAAAAUGAAGAAGAUAGAGUAUUAUUGCUUUUGAACUACCAAAUGAAAUUUGAGAAAAUUGAACGUCUUUUAAAGAAACUCCUCAGUGAAUUCCAGUUCCACAUUGAGGUGUCAAAAAUUUUUAAUGGCAGGUCCAUUAUGACCGUUCUGGCUGGCACUGAUGUUUCUAACAUUCCAAAGGAUUUGGGACAAGUUAUGUAUAUGGAUAAUGUAAAAUGUGAGAGUCCUACGGACUCCUGGAACGUUGUAAUCGAAAAAGAAGAUAACAACACUAAAAUAAAGUUCAGGAAACAGAUAUUGUCUCUCAAAAAUUGCUUAGACCAAUUUGCAUACAAUUACUUGCAAACUUUAGACGCUGAAGAUGGCAAACGUCAAAGAAUGAAGAAAAGUAUCACCUUCGACCUUCAUAAAGGGCAGCGUAUUCAUAAAAACAUGAAAAUGUCAACCAAAAAACGCAUGAGACACUUUGAUUUUCCUGAUUACAGAGACGCUUUCUUAAAUUUAUUUGAUAUAGAUACAGCAGAUGGAACUGAUAUACAAAUGCAGCAAAAUCAUGAUGAGUGUUUACAGAAAUGCUGCUGCAACUGUCACAACCCAUCUCUGGACCACUCGGACGACUCUGGUCUUACUACGAAAACUGAGAAUCUAUCAAACCAAUCAAUCACUUCAUCAAUUGGGAACUUCAGCUUAGAUUCUAUUACACUGUCUGCUUACUCCGAGUCAUUGGACCAGAUCAUAAGUUACAACAGCUUCCAGGACACCAGUCUCCUCAACACGCUCUUGCAGAAGCCAGCGAUUGAACGUAUUACUUUUUAUGUGCAAGUUCAUAGUAUCCAAUUGACAUGUGAGGCGGGUGAUGGUUAUGAAUCCAAAAGUACAAUUACUUUUCUCUGCCCUGCUUGUGAAAUAACUGAAAUUGAAGAAGAUGAAUUGCUGAGGCAUAUUCUGAGCCAGACACAUUGCGAAAAAAUUCAUUUUCUCUACAAGACUGCAUACAUAAAGAAAUGUGUUGCAAGCGGAAAGGAAAUUCAGCCCAGUACAGUUUUGAAUCCCAUGAGAUUAUAUCGGGAUGAUAAUAAAAUUGUUUGCUUUGGUGAUGCUGUCUAUGCAUGUUCGCUGUGUUUUGAAAAUUUCAUUGUGGGUGAGUCUAUUCUUAUGGCUCACUGCAAUGAUGAAACCCAUUUGGAGCGUAGAGAUAAGUUGUCUGAGUUAUACGAGUGA